AGGCUUUUGACGAUUCUUUGAGAAGUUGUAAAAUCAGUAUGGAAGGAAGCGCAGCGAACGAAGAAGGUAAUAUUUUUCUUUCUCGUUUGUAAUUAUGUCUUAUACACCAAAUAAUAAGUGUGGUUAUUCUUGUCGCAGAGUCUGGUCUAGUGCGAAUUCUGAACGUGGAACAUGAUGCAGAGGUGAGUUCAGCUCCCCCUACCUCCCAAAGACACUUAUAGACUUUGGGAGAACUAAAUCACUGCCGCUAGAGAGAAUCUGCCGUAACUGAAGAUUCUUUUUUAAUCUUGCAGGAUGUUGACCUGACUCAUGCAAAAAUUGAAAAGCUAGAAAGCUUUGAGAGACUGACUCGUGUUAAGGUAUGGUUUUUGGUGGACUUGCAGUCUCCCUUCCCCUCAAAAUGAUUGUCAUUGACCAAUUUCCAAUCACAUGCAUAUGACCUGCCAUCUACACAUUCUUAGAAUAUUUCCAGCACAUGAUAAAAACCCUGAUUAAAGCACAAAUUUGCUCAUGUAGAAUGUAAAUGAAGUACCCUGUACGUUAUCCAUUCUGUCUUGAUACUUACAGUAAGUAACUGUAAAUCUACUUGUUAAGGCUGAUAUACAUGUAGACAUAAUGACCAGACUUGCCUUGUUUGUUUUCAGUCUCUUUGUUUAAGAAGAAAUAAAGUCACUAAGAUUGAAGGACUGAGCACAUUGACAACCCUUGAAGAGCUGGACUUAUAUGAUAAUCAGAUUACACAGAUAGAGGGACUGGACAACAACACCAACCUCACGUGAGACAAAACUCUGUACUUAACAAAAAUGGCAACAGAAAAUAUCAUGUUUCAAGCUGGACAAAGGGGCUAAUGCUCUGACAAAGGGCUAACAUUCUAAACAUCAGCUUUAGAAACUCUUUACCAUGGCCAAUUUACUUUAUAUACUCAGUUGAUACAACCAAACUAUCCUUUACUAGCCCCCACUGAUGCAGCAUUAAAGUUUCUUAAUCCUUUAACUCCCAUGAGUGACUGAGACAAAAUUUCUCCUUACAAUAUCAAUGCAAUGUCAACCAGAUCAGUGAUGAGAAUAAAGAAAAACAUCAAUUUGGGGAUAAUUUGUUGAUCCAAUACUAAAUUCUCUGAACUAACAAAUAAGAAUUUUAUUGUUGAUAGUAAGGAGAAUUACAAAUUUUAUCUGGGAGUUAGAGGGUUAAGAAACUUAUCCCCUUAUUAAUUGUUUGUAGAAUGAGACUGUCAUUUUAAUUCAGGUUAUUCUGAGGGCCAAUUAAAGUGAUGUUUUGACCCUUGCAUUUGAUGAAAAAAUUGUAAUCUUGACAGUCUUUUAAAAGCACAUCAUAAAUUAUGCCAUAAGCAAUGCUAAGUGGCAAAAGGUUUUGGUGUAAUUCCUGGCCUGGCAGGUAAUGCAGGUAACAAAAUUUGUUUACAAUGACUUAAAGGAAAAUCACUCCAUAUCAAGUUUAAAUCCUCUAAAAGUUGAAAUUGAAAGGGUAUGCUCUGGAUCCUGUACCUUCAUCUGCACCUUUCAUGGCAACAACUACAGUAACUGUAAUGUGAGACAGUAAGCCAUAAUUUGAGGGAUUGAAACAGCUAUAAGUGUUCCCUCUUUUUGACCGUGUUAAAAUAACUUAACUUAAUGUUCAUAUGAAUUGCAUAAUUGAUUACUAAAGAAUUAAAAGAUUUUCUGAAUUGAAAGUUUUGUUCUUACUAAAUCUUCAGGAGUUUGGAUUUGUCCUUUAACUUGAUCAAAACAAUUGAAAACCUGGGAUGUUUGGUGAAAGUGACAAAGUUGUUUCUGGUUUCAAACAAGAUCUCCAAGAUCGAAGGACUUCAGAAUCUACCGCAGUUAGAAAUGCUUGAACUUGGUGCAAAUAAAAUAAGAGUAAGUGUUAUUUAUCUGAUACACGUAUAGUGGAAGUUCCUGUCAAUGAACACCUUUAGAACUAUGAUAAUGUGUUCAUAACGGGAGCUAGCUGCUUGGAAGAAAGUUUGUUUUGAGUGGCAGAUAGAGGUGUGAGUAAAAGAUGUGCAAUUUUACCCAGUUAAAAUUCAAAUUACAUGUGUAAGAUUGGUGUUUCAAACUGUACCCAAGUGAUUAAAGGUAUGGUAACUAGACUAAGAAUAAGACAUGGUGCUGUUCACUGCGCAAUAAAUGCCCUGUGAAAUCAUUGUGUCAAACAGCAAAGAAGAAUUGGCUGAUUUACAUAAGAUUCAGUUGAGUCUAAUGGGUUUUACCUUCAUGGGUGCUUAAGUGCAAAGAAGAAAACUCCUUUAAAGUAUCUAUGGCCACUUACAAGAAUGUGUGCCAUUGGGAAUGUGAAAGUACUGUCUAAUGGUGUUUCUAACAGGGUUUUGUGAAGGUGGUUAUCAGUAGAGCUGCUUGCUUGUGAAAGUGUCUGUUUAGAGAUCUUCCAGUGUCAUACCCCUUUUUCUACUAGAAAGCCAAAUGUAGGUUUUCAUUUGCUUUUGAUUUAAGGUUCUAGAGGGGUUUGAACAUCUCACACAGUUGCAUAGUUUAUUUGUGGGAAAGAAUAAGAUCACAAAGCUUGAGGUGGGUGCCAAGUUUGCUUUUUUGUGUAGAUGUGUUUGGUUAUCACAAGUUGACAAUUAAAAGAUGAAAUUUGUACUUGUUGUCAAUGGUAAACUUUUUUCUCAAAAGGACCAAGUGACUUGGUCAUUUGUCCAUUCCUGAUUUUCAGGAAGUGUGCACAUUAUAGGACAAAGCAUUGGCAAGUCCUAAAUUAUUGCCUAUUGUUAGCCAAAUAUCACAUUUUCUGCACAAGCCUUUGCGGAGACAUCUUAGAUUUUCAAAUCUUCCUACUGUUCAUCGCGGGAAAACUUGAAAUCCUAAAAGAGAUCGCGACCGCAAAAAAAGAACUUCCGAAAUUUUAUCGCACGUGGGCUUUUUUACUUUAAUUUUUCAUACUACUGUUGUUUUAGGUUAGACUUAUACUUAACUUCAUUUUUGAGACCUGUAUGUUUACUUGUGAUUGUCUUUUAAUUGAAAAGAACUUUGUAAACACACCAACCGUAAAUUAAAUUAAUGUUAAUAGUAUUGUAAUACAUGUAUUGUAAUGUAGUGUAUGCAUAAUUUGUGUAAGUAUAAGUAUCAGUAGUGUUAGUAGCAAGUACAAUGUAAGUGUAAUUAAUGCUGUAAGUAGUGUAAGUGAUCGUCUUGUAAAUAAAAUUGUUUAAAAAAAAAAAAAAAGUGUGCACAAGUUUUCAGUUAAAAUUGUGAUAUUUUCUUACUACUAUGAUUACUAUUGUGACAAGUUGUUGUUAUUUUUUUUUUGUUUGUCAAUACUUGUGGAAAUUUUAUUUGUUUUUCAGAAUCUUAGUUGUCUCACAAACCUGAAGCUUCUUAGUAUACAGGUAAGUGGAGUCAGAGUUAAAAAAAAAGGUUGGAUGUGUUGUACUGUUCAAUUGCUGUAAGACUAUCGUAAUUUUGACAACAAUUUUACUGUAGAUGCUAAAGUGUUGCAAUAAUUGCAUUUCAAAUUGAUUGUCUUCACAUGUAUUACCAAAUCUUACAAUGCUUUGUCUGAAUAAAUAGGGGCAUUUUUAAUGGCCAACCAUUUUUAAGCCAAGAUAUUUUUUUUAUCUUUGAAUGUGGGAGAUGUAAUGGUGGUAUAUUUUGUGUAGUGGACUUCAGGGGAGGGGUCAAGGUUUGAACUCAGGGUGGUUCAUUGGGUUGAGUUAUUGAGUAAAAUACUCAACUCUUGCAAGGUCUCCCAUCACCUGGAAGGGGGGGAUAAGUCUCCCUUCAAUUGGGUGGGAUAAUUCUCCCUUCACUUAGGGAGGGUAAGUAUCCCUUCACCUAAGGGUGAGGGGUAAGUCUCCAUUCACCCAGGAAAAGGGGGGUAACCUCUAGUGGACCAAUAUCCUCACCAUACAUGUGUUCCUAAUGGAAAGCAGAGAUAUACUCUGGCAGUUUGGGCCACUGGCUCAAGAGUAACCUUACCAUGUCAGUGAUCAAAUUACAGUUAGAUCGCACCAUGGUUAGAUCACUCCAACCUAAAGUUAAAUCGCUCCACUUGAAAGUUAGAUUGCUCCAUCAAAUAAGUGACUUCACCCCUGAACUGUGCAGAAAGAACAAAUAAAGCCUCAUGUAAGGGACUCAUGAAGUGCAAUCUACUUUAUUAAUUAAAGAUGGUGGAUAUCAGUUUCCUUACAUCAAACAGCAAGAAAGGCCACACUGGAUAGUAUUGGUAUUUUAAUGAUCCUUUCCAAUACACUUCAGACUAGAAUGUUAUAAUUUAUUCCACAAUCAUUUAUUCCAUCAUUGCCAUACAUCAUACAUCAGUAGCGCAGUGGCUAAUCUGAAGGACAGAGUGAGUACUAUGUACUGGAAUUGUUGCAAGAUACAUCAUCACCUAUAAGCUUUAAAAAUCAUUGGAAAGUAAUACUUCACAUUACAACAUGGAAUAAAUUAACUUGUGUUGGUAAUGAAGUAACUUAUUUGAUGGAGCAAUUUAUUUAUUUUAUUUGAUGGAGUAAUCUAACUGGGAGCGAUCUAACCAUGGUGCGAUCUAAUGAGAUACCUGGUGAUCUGUUCAUCAGAACCUGGUCACAUGUUCUGUUUUCUUGACAGUUUUAUCAUAAAAGGAUAAAACUUAUUAUUACUAUUUUUUUUAUCAUAGAGUAAUCGUAUCGUUAAGCUAGAGGGUUUGAACAGUCUAAUGAACCUAGAAGAACUCUACAUCAGUCAUAAUGGCAUAGAGGAAAUAGAAGGACUUGAUAAUCUGGUGAGUGGAAAAGAGCUAGCUUUUUUAUGUUUAUGGGAGUCUUUCAAUAACAUGAAAAUUCCAAAGGUGCAGAGCCAUGGGUGUGGAUUCAUUUCUUGUCACUGUAAAUCAAUACCAUAUAGAUAAUCUUAAGGUAGAAAAAAAAAACAGAAUAGCUCUGGAACCUCAAAUCUCAAUUCAGGAACAUGACCUAAUGAGCCAAGUGAUAUAUUUGACAUGUUUCCUAAAAAGUCUGCAACAUGAUGGAUGGUAGCAUAUGAUGCAUUUUCAGUGACACAUCUCCCACCCAGCAGUGCAUAAGUUCUUGAAAGGUGUUGAAAUUGGUGGAAAUUUUUAUCAAAGUAGACUGGCCUCCUUCCAUCAGGAAAAAGGGAUUACUUUAAUUUACUUUUAAAAAAUUAUAUUGAGUUGCAAUCAUUAUCGUGAACAUCAUGAACAUCUCUUCUAUGUUUCUUAUGUGUCAACUAUGUACACUGAACAGUAAGGACAGAGUGGGUGCUGUAUUGUAAUGCGCCCUUACCGUUACUCUUUUGUUUGCACAGACAAAUCUUAAAACCCUGGACUUAGCAUCGAACAGGAUAAAAAGAAUCAGGAAUAUCUCCCAUCUUGUCAACUUGGAAGAAUUCUGGGUAUAUUUAUUAACAUUUUGAUUUUGUACUAAUUACUGGAGCGCUAAACAUGUAAACUUGUAAAGUUCAUCCUAUUAGUUGAAAAUCCCUAUUCGUUAAAAGCAAAGCAGGUAACUAUUUACAAGACGCAGUCAAGGAGCUAAAUUAGGGACUGCAGUGAAAGAAUUUCAGUUUUGUGGCUGGGAAAAGAUUUGAACAGGGAUAAACAGGUUUCCAAUAAGCUACCCGCCCCCACCCAGGCACUUGGUAUUGUUGUCUAUAUUUUUUCACUUUUUAGUAAAAGCAUCACUAUAUUAAUGGGUGACACCCCUUCCCCCCUCACCAUUAUUCAAGCGUCCAAGAUCAGCAAAAUGACUCAGUACAGGUACUUUGAAAGUGAGCGCUCUUUCCCAUUAGCAAAAUUGGUAUUUAUCAGCCACGGGGCGUUUGCCAUAAGGUAUGAGGAGCUCAGAGAGUGUGGGCUUAUUACGACGUGAGAGUAAGAUGCAGGAAUCAUUUUAACAGAGCCCGUUCACAAACUCUCUAAUUUCUUUUAGAUAAUCAUCUAUAAUGCAAGGUAAAUUAUAGCUGCGAGGGAUUUAGUGAACGCACCGGGGUGGGGUGGAGUGGUAGUAAGGGUGGGUUUCGCGCUCAUUUGCAGCCACUCGCCCCUCGCCUCUUUGCUUAACUAUGAAACAAUUCAAUACCAAACAAAAACAGACACUGAAACGAAACGAUUGUCGCCUUACUGUUUUCGACAAACCAGCCGAUCUAUUGCUCAAAUAAUUAAUCAUCAAAAAUUUAGGCCUGUCAGGGUUUUAAAUUUCUUCGUUGUUCUCCACAUGCAGUUCAAUGACAACCAGUUAGACUCGUGGGAAGAUCUGGACCAGUUCAAGAACUGCACCAAGCUCCAAACAGUGUACUUGGAGAGAAACCCCAUCUGGCGAGACACAGCGUACAGGCGGAAAGUUAAACUCGCUCUUCCAACAGUCACACAGAUUGAUGCUACGUUAUGUGGAUGAUAGAUAGAUGAAAUUGGAGCAAUUUUCAAUUGAGGCGCGAAAGUCGAAUGCAGGAUUGCAUAAGAUUUACCUUAAUACACUCUGUGAUUGGCCUAAAAAACUUGAGCCAAUUCGUCAGCGAAUAAGAGUCAAAACUAAAAUCAAUCACGACUUUAUCGCUCGUGUUUUCCCGCGCUCCAUGCUCGUGGGCAUAUUUCCUUUAAUGCGAUAGACCAUUGUGAUUAUUUUGGAUUUGGUAUUCGAAACUCAAUUGAAAAGUGCCCAUUUGCUUGCGACGGACAAAGUCGGAAAAAAAAACUUAAAAUUACAGCUUUUCAGCAAGAAGAAAUCUGAAUCGUUGAUGGUAAAGUAACGCAAAACAGGAAUUUCUGAGGACGAAGAUUGGAAGCUAGAGAAGAAGGAAAAAAGGAUAAGAAUUGGAGAGAGAUUGAUCCACAUUAUGAGUUGUUAAGGCUUAGACGUACAUUUUCAUCGAGGGAGGAGUGACACGAGGACGUUGGAUGGUAAAAAGAGCACUAGUCUUAAAACAUCAGAUAUAUUUUAGGCUCUCAAAUUCGUUGGCCCUGACGCUAUUGGCACAGAUUUUAUUCAUUUGCGAAGGUUUGGAAAUUUUGAUAAUAAGAGACUUAAAUAAAAAAAAUUAAAAAAAGGGAUGUUUCGAGACAAUUUUUACGAAGUUUGCAAAGGGUCUGUCAUAA
Molecule: messenger RNA, 7068 nt
Organism: Pocillopora meandrina
Lineage: Eukaryota; Metazoa; Cnidaria; Anthozoa; Scleractinia; Pocilloporidae
Source: the annotation of a GenBank genome assembly